AUGUCCUUUCGUGGUGACUCGAGUUGGAUCAUUGCUGGUUUUGGAGGUGAAAAACAAUUGCUUGGUUUUGCAAAUGGAUGGUCUAAGGGUAAAGCGUAUUAUGAAGCCCAUCAAACAUUCAGGUGCGCUCUUGAAGAAAUAGUAUCAACCAUUAAAUGGAUUGUGAAGGAUCCAAAAACUAACGCUCACAUCUCAGAAAAGUAUAAGAAAAGGCUGUCGUUGCUCGAUGAAGAAAUAACAAUUUUAAACAAAGAGGCCGAUGUUCUGUUGCGUGGAAUGGAACCAUUAAUAUCAUCAUCAUAA
Messenger RNA from Paraglomus occultum, 303 nucleotides. The record is from the annotation of a GenBank genome assembly. Lineage: Eukaryota; Fungi; Glomeromycota; Glomeromycetes; Paraglomerales; Paraglomeraceae.